CCCACCACUGUUGCUCUUUAUAAGUAGCGAGCAAUGCAAUUUCUUACUCAUACCACCCCUUGACUUUGGUCUUCUCCCUUGACUGAGACAGCAAUCUCUUUUUCCUUGCUAGUUUCUUUCUCUUUUGUUCGGUGAGAAGGCACUGAACUCAUCUCCUCUUUAAGGUCUCAUCUUGGUAGACAUACAUUCCUCUUCUCCAACUUUAGUUCAUCUUCACAUCCAACUCAUCCAAGCUUUAUCAUAUUCCUCUUUAUUUUCAUUUAUCCCCGAAAUAAUAAUAGCAUCAAGCUCUAUGGCUUCUUCACGUGAUUCUAGCUCCCACUGGACUCCAAAGCAAAACAAGCUAUUUGAGAAGGCACUUGCUGUAUAUGACAAGGACACUCCAGACCGCUGGCAAAAAGUGGCCGCUGCUGUAGGUGAGAAAUCAGCCGAGGAAGUGAGAAGGCACUACGAGAUCCUAGUGACGGAUCUCAUGUAUAUUGAAUCUGGUCAAAUCCCUAUACCCAAUUACAAAAGUACUGGGAGAAACAGAAGAUGAAUUGCUGGUGAGCAAAGGUUUAUGAAGAAUCUAAGGCUCCAAUGAAGCAAAAGUUUCAGCUAAAUUAUCAGAGGAUCUGUAAAAACUAAAAAAAAAAAGGCAUAAAUAUAAAGAAAUUGAGAAUCAGCAUCAAGAUUCUCCCUAUCUUUGGCUCCAAAAAUAUAUAACAAAAAAUCGAACUCUAUAAUUAUUAUUAAGCUUGUAAGUUUUGUACGGGAUUUUCUAGUUUUAAAUAAAAAUAUUAGUAAUAAUUGUUCUGUGUUUUGUCUA
Molecule: messenger RNA, 808 nt
Organism: Durio zibethinus
Lineage: Eukaryota; Viridiplantae; Streptophyta; Magnoliopsida; Malvales; Malvaceae
Source: RefSeq, a predicted model, not a curated record